Molecule: messenger RNA, 1210 nt
Organism: Cynara cardunculus var. scolymus (artichoke)
Lineage: Eukaryota; Viridiplantae; Streptophyta; Magnoliopsida; Asterales; Asteraceae
Product: chromatin remodeling protein EBS-like
Exons: 6
Coding region: 218-880 (220 amino acids)
Molecular function (GO): chromatin binding
Source: RefSeq, a predicted model, not a curated record
AUACGACACCAUCAUACACACACCCGCACCCAACCAAACCCCAUCUCCAGACCCUUCUUCCCCUUACCACACUACCUAAAAUCUAGGGUUUUUUAAUGCUCCUUUUUUUCUCUUCAAAUUUCACCACAUUGUUCAUCUUUCCACCACUUAUCAUCCUCCGAUUCAUCAAAUUCCCAGGUUUUUUCUCCUUUUUCUUCCUCAAUUUUGCGUCAUCUGGAUGGCGAAGACUAAACCUGGGAAGAAAGAUUUGGAUUCCUACACAAUCAAGGGCACAAACAAAGUUGUUCGACCUGGGGACUGUGUGUUGAUGAGACCGUCUGAUUCUGAUAAGCCUCCUUAUGUGGCUCGUGUGGAGAAGCUUGAGGCUGAUCACCGGAACAAUGUGAAGGUUAGGGUUAGGUGGUAUUAUCGUCCUGAGGAGUCGAUCGGAGGGAGGAGGCAAUUUCAUGGUGUCAAAGAGCUUUUUCUGUCUGAUCAUUAUGAUAUGCAGAGUGCUCAUACGAUUGAAGGGAAGUGUAUAGUUCACUCGUUUAAGAACUAUACGAAGCUUGAUAAUGUUGGUACUGAAGACUACUUCUGUCGCUUUGAGUACAAGGCUGCUACUGGGGGUUUUACCCCUGAUCGCGUUGCAGUGUACUGCAAAUGUGAAAUGCCCUACAACCCUGAUGACUUGAUGGUUCAGUGUGAAGGAUGCAAGGACUGGUUUCAUCCUUCUUGCAUGGGUAUGACAAUUGAGGAGGCCAAGAAGCUGGACCAGUUUUUGUGUUCAGAUUGCUCCUCUGAUGAUGAUGCCAAAAGACCAUUGAACUCAUUCCCAGUAUCACCUUCUGGUGAUGCCAAGGGCGUAUACCCGAAAAGAGGAAUCUUUAAAGGUGCAUAGGCCAUCGAAGGAUGAACGUUCUAACUUCUAAGUUGGUGGAGCCGAAACGCAGAAAGCGAUGACCGACCAACUGACGGGUGAAAGGAGGUAAUGAUUUUGUUGAGUUCUUAUUUAGCUCCAUCCAGCUUUAUUGUUGUGGGGAAAAUUGUAUAGUGCAAAGAAGAGAGUGUGGUUGCACAAUCAAUAAGCCUUCUGUUAUUUAUUGUGUGAAAUAUACCAUCUAUCUUUGCCUUCCUUAAUGCUAGACUAGCUGAACAAAAAAGUUAAAACUUAGUGCAGAUUAAGGUUGAAAUGAGAAUUCAUGGCACUCUUGUGAUAUAUCUAUUCGGG